CUAAUUCUAGGCGUGAAGGUUUAUUUGAAUUCCGAAGGGUUUUCUUUGCUGUCUUUCGCAAUAUUUUGUCAUAAAACUUGCUUUCAUAUUCACUUCUAUUCAAACUCGAGUUAUUCUCUUCAAACCAACAUACAGAAUUAUUUUUCGGAAAUCCAGAUUAGCUGAAGAUGACUUCUGGCCUGAAUAAAUUUCUUUUGAUCGUGGUGGUUUGCGCAGUUGUGAAUUUAGCAAAGCCAGAUGAAGAGACAACAACUACUGCUUCAACUAGCACUGCUGAUUCUUCGGGUAAAACAAUGGAUAUUUCAGAAAGAACCUCAGAUUCUUCAACCAGUGCGAAAGUAAGCGAUCCUACUACAACUACACAGACUAGUAGCACCCUGAAAGAUGAGGGUACAGAAUAUGAUGAAGAAACAGCAGCCCUUGUCUUUAUGGAAAAAAUCAUGGAAUCAUUUGUCAAAGAUAUAUUUGGUUGAUAAAAGCGAAAAAUAUUACAAAACCAUUUUUAAUAAAGCGUUUUAGUAUUAGA
Molecule: messenger RNA, 526 nt
Organism: Stegodyphus dumicola
Lineage: Eukaryota; Metazoa; Arthropoda; Arachnida; Araneae; Eresidae
Source: RefSeq, a predicted model, not a curated record